Messenger RNA from Pocillopora meandrina, 4571 nucleotides. NCBI's taxonomy places the organism in Eukaryota, Metazoa, Cnidaria, Anthozoa, Scleractinia, Pocilloporidae. The record is from the annotation of a GenBank genome assembly.
UCCAGUGAGAAGCCAAGUUGGGCCGAUUUGGUAGAGGAAGGGGAAGCAGGUAAAACACUUUUACAAUGUGAUCUGCUCGUUUAGUGUGGCCAAUUUUAUGCGUUUUUUCUCACAAGGCUAGUUUUAUUUUUAAAGGUUUUACGUUUUUGAUAAUAUGAUUUUUAUCAUAUUUUGACCUUGGGGUACACAUUUACUUUAUAUCUGAAUCGGAUGCCUUUGACAUAAGUUAUCUUGGCAGUAUUCGGAACAUUGUUCAACAUGGUUUCUUUGGAAUGAUUGAGGUUAAUAUUCAGUUCAAACUUCUUUUUAUUUAUAAAGCUAACCAAAAAAAUUUACUUAUUUUUCUACUCUGACUCAAUUUUUAGUUCACUGAAAGCUGUAACUGUGUUCUUAUGUGUGACAAUUACUUUGUAGACCACAUACCUCCUCCAACAGAAGUCAUCAAUGGAGACACAAAAAUCGUAACAGAAUUUAAAAGAAAUGAAGAGGGAAAGCUUCUAAAGGUUAAUGUCAGAAAAGAGAACAGUAUUGUUUACAGAGCACUUAAAAUGUGGCAAACAGAGUUAAAUAUAUUUUUUACAAUACACUGAUUGCACCUGCAUCAAACUUUUGACUGUCUGGUAGAGUACUUGGCAAGAUUUCUUUAUAACUGCAUACUUCAUUAUUCGUACUGUCAUUUGAAAAGAAUCAGAAAACAAUAGUUUACCUUUUAGAUCAAUGCUUUGUUUAGAACUGAUUAGUAUGGGGUUAUUUGGAAAUCUCUUCAAGUAAUUCCUUAAACAAACCAAUCUCCCACUCUGAUAGUGUCUUUUUUAACCCUUGUGGAAUUUACCUUGGUCAUUGUGGAUUUUUCCUUGAAGUGUAAAUUUAGAUUGCUGAACUUUUUUCAAAGCUUACAAUUUUUCUCCCUUAAUUUAUCUCUCCUAGAUUGUGAGGACUUUCAAAAUUGAAACGAAAAGAGUUUCUAAGACAAUUGCAAAGAGAAAGGUAGCAGAGUUUGAUUUUUAAAUGUACUAUGUCAUUGAAAGGCUAUUUGCUUUUUUUAUAAUGUGUUUGUCAUGGUCCAGUCUUUUUUAAAAAUGAUUCUUUUUAUAUUUCAGUUAUGGAGAAAAUUUGGAGAUGCAAAGAAUGAUGGUCCUGGUCCUAAUCCCUCGACAACAACAGUUACUGAUGAUGUGUUCCUUAUUCUCACCACAAAUAAGGAGGUAAACGACUAAACCUCAGCAGGUUUCUCGUAUAUGGCUGUAGUAACUGUAUGUGACAGUUUAUGAAAAGGAGUUGCAUACCUGCCUCAUGAAACAUGCCUGUAGACACCUUUUUCUUAUAGAAAAAAUUUGAAAUCACUUGUCCUUAAGUAAGGUAGCUUUACAUUGUGGUUAGCUAGAUGUUAAGUGUGAUACAUUUAUAUUUUUUGGGAUCUGGCUUAAAAUUUUUUUUUCAAUGAAUUUGGUACAAAAAGCUGAUGUGUACUUGGUAGUUUUAAUGCUCUUCAUCAGCAGUGUAUCUGGAAAAUGAUAAGGUGGAUUAUUAGAGUGUAGAGGAAAUGAUGUUGUAAUUUGCGCCAGACUGUGGUUUGUGGGAACAGACUGCCAUCUGUUCUUUACCACACCACUCGGUUGAUGACAAACUCACUUCUGAUCCUCUUUAGGAUGUAGUUUGGUUGGAUCAUGUCAAAAGUCACUAUCAAGAAAAAUUUUUUUUUGAUUUACAUCCUUUUUUUAACUUUCACCAAACCCUUAACAGGGUUUGAAGUCAAAAUUAUAUUUAAUGAAUUGAAAGCUUAUAACAGAAUCUUCAGAGCUCUCUGUUUCUCUCUCUAUAAAUGCUUUUAAGACACUAAGCCAUAUGUGUUUGUUAAUUGGAGGGCUCAGAGCAAGAACGAUCUCUUGAUUUUUCGGCCAUUUUUGAAAGUGUCCACAUGCCAAAAUUCAACUACUUCUGAACACUUUCAAAAAUGGCCGAAAAAUAAAGGGAUCGUUCUUGCUCUGAGCCCUCCAAUUGAAAAGUUUUCAAUCAAUCUGUCUUUUUCUUUUCUCUAGGACCUUCAACAAGAUAAUGAUGACCCACUGAAAAAGUUAGGUCAAAGUUCACAGAAGAUUGUUCAGUGCCGUAUCUGUAAAGGGGACCACUGGACAACAAAGUGUCCUUACAAGGAUCAGCUUGAGGUUAUACAAGCUCAAGUCAAGGAUGAUGAAGCAAAAUCUGCAGUUGAUGCUGGUAAUGAAUUAGAAUAAACCCCACUUCUUUUAGAAAGCUAUUUUGAUCAUUUUAGGCCAAGUUAGAUUUGUAUAACUAACAGGAUGGUACACAUAUUCCAGAUAGAAAGGUGUUACUUUUUUGUGUGGAAAAAUUUUACAAAAUCAAUUUUUAAGGAAUUUUAUCCUCAGUCAUCUUAGAAUCUUUAAACUCUAGACACCAUUUGUAAUUUGGAAAAAAUAGGUUUUUGAUUUUUUCUAUUUAAAACAUGGUAUUAUUUCACACUGUGGGAUGACACUUAAUUUAUUGAACCUUCACUAUUAUUAUCAAGCUAUUGAAAAGAAAAACCUAGAGGGUGUUCUUCUGAUUCUGAUCCAACACCAAAUUCUCCUCUCUAGGAAAGUUUUCUAACAGGAUCUUGAGAAUUAAAACUUUGAUAUUUUUGCAAGUGAAGUACAUGAACUUGUUGAUGAAAUUUCUUAAUUGUUUAUAAUAAUACAGGAGGAGCAGUAGGAGGAACUGGGGAACAGCCACAAGCAUCUAAGACUGGAAAGUACAUAGCACCAAGUUUGAGGGAAGGGGCUGGAAACAGGCGCGGAGAGACUAUGCCAAGGUCACAGAGAGGUAUAAACCUUUUAAGGGUUUGCAAUCAGGGGCAAAAAUACUUGAUGAAUUCUUUUGAAUUCAAAAGGUAUCAUUACUAUUCAAUAGUUCCCCCCGUCCCCCAAAACAAUGUUGAACUCUGAGCAGUUAGAUAGAAAAACUUGACAUUCAAGAUGGGAAGGGUAGGGUAUACUUGCCUUACUAGGUAUUUUUGAGAGCAAAAUUAAUUUUCUUCUCCUUGUCACCUCAGAAGUUAGUGUAAGAGGUGAAUCAGCAGUGGAGCUACUUACAACAUGUAAUGUACAAUGAAAUGUAAAAAAUUAUCCACUGUUAUUAUUGACUCUCACUCAAACAAAAUCUGUCCUUUUCCCAAUUUGCGUGCUACAGUGAUAGAAGAGUGUGUCUUGCAAGUUUUUUAGUUGAAUGUUGAUUUGACCUGAUUUUCUAGGGCACAAGAUAAGAGAUAAAGUUGUGUAUUAAAAACUAUUUAUUGUACCCUCCAUUCAGAUGAAACAGCCACAAUACGUGUGACAAACUUGUCAGAGGAUACUAGGGAAUCUGACCUCAUGGAACUCUUCCGUCCAUUUGGACCAAUCUCAAGGAUUUUCUUGGCCAAAGACAAGAAUACCAACCAGUCUAAGGUAGUGGCUCCAAAGAUAAUUUGUCUACUGUGUGUGUGUAUUUUCCAAGGGAUUGAAUUUGUGGGAGAGAAUGAAUUUAUCUCAUUUAUAUAUGGUCUAAUAGUAGCAUAAGCUGUUUCUUGUCCUUGUAAACAUCCACUUUUCAUCUUUGCAGAAAGGGGGUGGGGGGGGGGGAAAGAGUUGCUUAAUGGUUAGGGCACUUAACACUUUAGUUCCCGUGAGUGACCAAGACAGAAUUUCCCCUUACUAUAUCUAUGCAAUAUCAUGCAGACAACUGAUGAGAAUAAAGGAAAAUAUCAAUUCUGGGAUUACCAAUUGAUCUGUUAAACCAAAUUCUCCAAACUAACAUAAUGAGAAUCAUUUGGCAGACAGUAAGGAGAAUUACUAAUGAAAUCUUGGGAGUUUAGGGGUUAACACUGAGUCAAAAGAUUUCAGGUUCAAACCUUGGGCAAGUCAUUGUGAUCUAUGAAUAACUGUAAAUAUAUGCAAAUCAUAUAUGUGAAAUGCAGAUGUAGAAAUGAAUAUGAAAGCAAUCUUUGUAGUAAUGAACACAUUGUGUUGUGUUUAAGGGCAAGAUAUUUUACUCCUGCUGUGCCUCUCUCCAGUAGUAUAUGUAAGUGCAGGUGAACUGUCACAGAAAUCUGUUGAAAUUCUGAUGGGUAACUUGUGAUUGACUAGGGUCCCAUUCAGAAGGAGAUAUUGCAAUACUCUUUCUUGCUUCUUGCUGGAGAAAUCUGUCCCAACUAGAGGCUUUUAACCUUUUACACCCUAACAUCAGUAUGCAUAUUCUCCAUACUGUUCUCGUUACAUUUCCUAAGGUGCUGACAAGGAGAAUUUGUUUAACAAUCAAGAGCUUCUUUAGUUGGGGAUCAUUUCUUUUAUUCUCAUGCCCAUAAUGUUUGAUUCAGGGGUGACAUUUUAAGGAGAAAUUAGAUGCUAAUCACUCUCAGAGGUCAAAGAAUAAGGGGUGGAAGCUUUGAAAAAAGUAUAUUUACCCUUUUUACGCUUUCUGUUCUGCAGGGUUUUGCAUUCAUCAACUUCGUCCAUCGUGAGGAUGCCGCCCGAGCUAUUCAAAGUGUUCAAGGAUUUGGUUAUGAUCAUCUGAUCCUGAGCGUGGAAUGGGCCAAGUAA